Molecule: messenger RNA, 1738 nt
Organism: Sitophilus oryzae (rice weevil)
Lineage: Eukaryota; Metazoa; Arthropoda; Insecta; Coleoptera; Curculionidae
Gene: pn
Product: exopolyphosphatase PRUNE1
Exons: 5
Coding region: 537-1655 (372 amino acids)
Cellular component (GO): cytoplasm
Molecular function (GO): exopolyphosphatase activity
Source: RefSeq, a predicted model, not a curated record
GGGUUGUGGUUAGUUUUUGCUGGUUAUUUAAAUAAUGUUAAAAAAAGCAAGUUAUAAACUUUUAACUGCGGACAACACUAUAUGAUCCAGAGCUUGGUUACUAACAGAGAUAUCUCUGGUUACUGAGAAGACAAAGAAUUUUAAGAAAAUAAUUACGAAUUACUUAAAAAUGGAUGUUGAAGCAUAUAGUUAUUUACUGAGUAGACAGACCUCAUAUAACCAAAAAUUACUUGUAUGUGUGUUUGAUUAACCGACUAAAAUUUAAAGAAAAUGUGUGUGGACCUUGUGUGGACCAAAGAUUUCUAAACUCUGCAACGUUUUGUCGUCUCAAACGAAUCGUACGAUAAGUUCUUGCGUGUGGACAGCCCUUAAGUCCUGACUCCUAACUGGUCCUAGUCUAUCCUAGUCCUAAAGAUUUCUAAAUUCUAACCUAGAAGUUUGUUUAUCUUUUUUUUGAUAUUUAUUUUUCGUUCUUGCUUUGUGGCCAAAAUAGUGUAUUUUCUUAAUUUGAUAUCUUCUAAUGCAUUAUUUAUAGGAUGGACAAAUUCAUAUUAUUUUUAAGAAGAUCUAAAAGCUUAUUGGGUACCAUUUCCGAAAAUACCAAAAUUCAUCUAGUAUUAGGCAACGAAUCUUGUGAUUUAGAUUCAUCCAUAUCCUCUCUACUCUUAGGAUAUUUCCAUUCGAUACAAAAUCCAGAAAAUAUAGUUGUUCCUGUUUUGAACGUGUCCCAAGAGAACUUUUUACUCAGAACAGAGAAUUGUUUUGUUUUCAAAGAGGCAGGUUUGGAUUUAGAACAUUUUGUUUAUCGAGAUCAAAUUGACUUUAAACAGUUAUGUGAGAAAUGUAAAUUAACUGUAUCAUUGGUAGAUCAUCAUAUUUUAACAAAUAACGAUAAAAUACUUGAAAAAUAUGUGACGGAAAUUUUUGACCAUCGACCUGUUGAUUCUUCUCAUGUUUGGGAUACAGACAAAGUUACUGUUAGAAUUGAACCAGUUGGAUCAUGUUCUACUUUAGUCACGGAUGUAAUUCUGAAGAGAAAACCUGAUAUUUUAACUUGUCCAUUGGCAAAUCUGUUAUACCAGACUAUAAUAUAUGAUACAGUAGCUUUGAGGCCAGAACUUGGUAAAGCCAAACCACUAGAUAUUGAAGUAGCAUUAAAUCUAGAAAAAACGUAUAAUUUUCUGGCUAAAAACCGUCAAUCAGUGUGUGAUAGUCUUUGGGCUGUGCAUAAUGAUAUCUCCGCUUUAUCUCCAAAACAAUUACUAUAUAAAGAUAUGAAAGUCAUCGAAUCUUUUUAUAUACCAGGCCUACCAAUAUUAGUUGAAGAUUAUCUGAAAAUUCCAGAGGCUCACAGAGCUAUAGUUGAAUUUGCUGUAGAAAAUAAGACAAAUUGUGUCUUAUUAGUCGGCUUGGAUGUUACUGCUGGAAAAGUAAGAAGAGAUAUUGGCAUAUACUCAACUACAAAGGAAGACAGAUUAAAAGCAGCCCUGUUGAACGUUUUUGAUGACAAUCCUGAUUAUGAUUUUCAAUUUGAGCAUAGAACAACGGCAUUUGAUGACGAUAUGUAUUUACUGCACGUACAUAAUAUUAAAUUGUCUAGAAAACAGUUAGUUCCUGUAGUAAAACAGGCUUGUGCAAAAUAUACAAACCUCUAACAAUACAGUAUUUAGUAAAAACGAUUUCAUUCAAAAUUAUGUUGAGGAUACACCGUUUUUUAGAAUUAUAUGUUACUAUUAGA